AUGCAGAACGAGAUACUCGACGCGCAAGAGCGCGCCUCGGAGCUUGCGUGGCGCGCGGAAGGAAACAUGAACGACCUCAAGUUCUUACUUGAAGCAGGCGGCACAUGGAGCAAUGGCGAAGUCACCAUUACUGAUUAUCGUCUUAUAGAGCAUGUGUUGAAGAUCUCCAGAUCUUUCGCCGCUCGAUCGUACAGGGGGCGUCAGUCCACCGCCAGCAGUCUCCGAGUGCCAUCCAACGCAUCCCACAACGAAAACUCGUCAGUCAGCAGCCGCGGCGCGUUUCUGCCACCAGAUUCACACGUAACUCAGCCUGAAGUGCUCAGCGACAUUGUACCAAAUGGUCAAGUUCUCCGUUUCCGACCCCGCAGAUCACCAACGCCGUCUCUCAAGCGAGCCGCCGUUGAGGCUAUCGUCAAGAGUCACGGCUCACCCAACCACAUGCGCGUCACCGCCGGCGGACGAAUUGUUCCCUCUGAGCAAUCGCCUCUCUGCCAGCCUCGCUACGGCUACAGUGCAAUUAAAAUGAAUGGUAGACUCAUCAAAUUCGCACCGAACGGCCGUUUCGGCAACAGACCACAGGAACUAGAGCACGCAACGGACCAGAACGGUCAGGUUGUCGAAGACAUGCACGGCAAUUACUUUCAGAUCGUCAACCACAAGAUCCUCCCACUGCAGACGCGGCCAGAUGGCUCCAUGGAGCUCCACAUGGCAGCAUCAAAUAUCAAUAUGUCGCAACAGCAAGCUCUCCCGCCCCAUGCUCCCAGCAUGCCGCCCUUUCGUCCCGCCGGCCAAUCUGCUGAACCAAUCGUCAAAAAUUCUGUCGUUGUACCUGAGCCGUCGCCUGCUAUGCAGAUCAAGGUGCUCAAAGCAGAACACAAGCGUUAUGAAGAUGAGAUGAGACAGCUCAGCCAGACAGAAGCGGUCCGUGGCCGUGAGAUGUCUCAGCACGACAGAAAUCGCCUCAUUACACGACGCCGCCAGCUUGUGACCGAAGCGGACCAGGUCCGUAGGCGAAUCAAGGAGCUCGAAAGUCGUCCACCGCAAGACGCACCAACUUCGCCACGAGCGAUGCAAGGCAAGCAUUCCAUGCCGACAGCAGGGCGUGGCCGUGGCAAUUUUCAGCCCAUGCUGCAAGGCCCGCUCACGAAUGUCGGCGCGCCACAGAAAUACGGUCCAAGCCUGAAUGGCCCAUCGCCGAGUUUCGUACCCCAAUUUGGGGCCACAAUAUCUCCAGAAGAAGGCUUCACCAAUGCCUGGGCCGUUCCACCAAAUGGUAUAUUCAUGCCACCUCCACCGUUCGAUGGCGCAAUGGCUGGGCCUCUUCCCAACAUGAUGCCACUCACUGGUGCCCUAGCCCCUGUUCACAGUGAAAUUCCCCAAUGCGACGGUGCACGCUCCCUGGCCGAUCACGGAGUGGACUCUCCUGACCGCUCGCGGGCUAUCUCCAUCAAAGCUCCAGAAGGCAAGUCGGGACUCAGAUCCGUGUUGAACCCAAUGAGCCCAGUCUACAAACCAAGCAUGGCGGAUGACCAAAAGAUGGCUGCUCCUGCUGCUCAGCGUCGGGUGGUGACACCUCUUUCACCAAUGCAGAAGCCCGCUGCACCAGUUCCAAGUGCUGUCAACUCGUCGAUCGCGACAGAUGAGACGGUAAGUCCUUCCAAGAGAGAUACUUUGGUGCAGAGCUCGAGCGUUGCCAGCUUCGGAACGUCUGAUUUCUUUCCCGACAACCCACGCGAGUAUUCGGCUCGUCCAUAUGCUUAUGAAAACUCGAAGGAUCGUGAAAAUGACAACCCACAGGACGAUGCCGACGCCAUUACCCCUGUUCGCGAAGCGUGGAAAUCUAGUGCCCCUGACACAGGCAACCGCAAUGAUCCCGCCGCUCCACCUGGUACGCCGAUCUACUACAGUGCGACUACCACUCACGCUCCUCAACCCGCCAAGGCCGAAAGCAGCGACCUGCGCCAUACUCACGCGGAUAUCGCAGACCGCCAGUCUCACAACAUUAGCCCAAAGAGUCGGCGCGAAUUUGUGCUUGGUCAAGAGAAUGGAGGUCAAGAUGGCAAUCCUACCUUCUCGUCGCCACCAGAGGACACGAGCUCGCAGAACUGUGUAAUGGUGGGGAGCUUGCAGGAAAAGUCAGGCGACUGGCUUCAUGGCUGGGCAACCGGCCUACAGCGUCGCGCAUUCGACGAGAGACCCAAAGAAUUCACUUCUGAGUGGCUCGAUGGGUACUGCGAGGGCAUCAAAGCAUCAGUCCAACCCCGAACUGGUCCUACCACUGCUCCGCACCCCUCAACUAUCAGUACCGCCUCACUGACCGCGAUGUCAAACACCGGUAGCCCGAUGAAGGCGCACUCCCGUCGUCCAAGCCCUGCAAUGGCGUCGCGUUCAUCGAGCAGGCUGCAAUCAGUUGAGAAUGCUCCAGGAAUGUCUCGCCCACCGUUUGAGAUCAGCACACGCAGCAUCGAUGGGCUCAAACAAGCCAUCGUUGCACCGCAGAAUGAGAAUGCCGUCCUGACGCCCGCAGCUAAUGGUCUACACGUCUCUGAGACUACCGUCAACCUCGGUGCAUGGGCCAAGAAGCCGCACAAUGGCCCGACCAUGGAGCUUCCUGGACUUGGGUACCCAAUCCCGCAACGCAACAGCACAGCCCUCCGUCAUGGUAUUAUGUCAGAAGGCAACAACGACAUGGGGACAAAGGCUGCGUUCGAUUGUGCUCCCGAGCAGUUGCAGCCCACGCGACCAGCUCUCGCACCCACGCUCAGCACUGCAAGCGUCGCAUCUGGCACCAUUGGUACAGGCGGCGGCAUUUCCACCACCGGCAACCGGAUUUCCAGUCUGGCUAGCAUCGAUUCGAGCUUGCCAGGACAGUGGCCAGCAAAUCGUGUCAUGACUCCCAGCGAAUGGAGGUAUGCGGGUGCAUCGCAGAAUACCAGUAUCACUACAGGCUUCUUCGCACAGUCACAGUUCGAUGGUACGGAUGAUGCCCUAUUGUCUGCUCGCCCUGCAACUCAGCUGACGACCGGUGUCCCAGGAGCUCAGCAACGCGUCACCAGCGAUAGUCACGAUCGCUCGUCUUCCCGUGGUCGUUUCCGAGAGGGUUCGAUCGAUAGAGUCACCAGCCCUCCAACCUCGCCGCGCGUGAUGUCUCCUGCAACAUCGUCACAUGGUACUCCAAUCCAACGCGAUGGCAAGAAGGUCAGCCCUCGCAAGGGCCCUUCGCCAACCAAGGUGAUUGGGAACCUUGCGGAGAGGGUGGGCAUCAAGGUCACUUCUCCGACUCCAUUCGAGACGGGCGACGAGCAGGCCAGUCCUCCUGGUAAGCGGCACUGGGGCAUGCGUGAUUGGAUGAAGAGCAACAAGGGAAACAAUGUCUAA
Molecule: messenger RNA, 3378 nt
Organism: Sphaerulina musiva SO2202
Lineage: Eukaryota; Fungi; Ascomycota; Dothideomycetes; Mycosphaerellales; Mycosphaerellaceae
Exons: 2
Coding region: 1-3378 (1125 amino acids)
Source: RefSeq, a predicted model, not a curated record